Messenger RNA from Fusarium musae, 1650 nucleotides. RefSeq lists its product as uncharacterized. Bases 1 to 1650 code for a protein of 549 amino acids. The record is from RefSeq and is a predicted model, not a curated record. Gene Ontology annotation, cellular component: nucleus; cytoplasm. Lineage: Eukaryota; Fungi; Ascomycota; Sordariomycetes; Hypocreales; Nectriaceae. The transcript has 2 exons. Gene Ontology annotation, molecular function: protein binding.
AUGACUCUUAAUUCACUUCCAACCACCCUUCAAGAAACAUAUAGCCAAGUCUUACGAGACCUCAAAAUUACUAGGAGAAACUAUGUGAUUCGAAUCCUUCAGUUCCUAGCAUAUUCGGAUUUCCCAGUGGAGCUUGAAGCGGCUGUCGAUGCUCUCGCGAUAAACCUGACAGCACCACCAGGUUCACGCUUCGUCAUGAAAGAGCGUAUGCCAUUUCCAGCUGAAAUCUCUUCACUUUGCUCUACACUAUUUGUCGCAGUAUCUGGCACACAUGCACGGCGCCAGCGCUAUACAUUUUCCGUUGUCGAUGAUGGGGCAUUAGUACUCCAGUUAGCUCAUUCAUCUGUCAAGGAGUUCAUAUUAUCUUGCCCAAGCUCCGAAUUUGACGGUUUGCUCACCGAACCUAUUGCAAGGUUGACAAUCACCGAAUUGUGUCUUGUCUACUUCCUGGAAAUGGACUGGUCCCUGCCUGACUACGAAUGGUUUGAGGUUGGUUGGUCCUCAUCUGACGAUGAGUUAUUGAGGACAUACCGCCUCACCGAAUUCGCUGCAGAGAAUUGGAUUCAAGAUGCCUGCUGCCCCUACUCAAGAUUCCUUACUUUUACACAGUUAUCAAUGGAUCUCUUCUCAAACACCCUCAUUUUUAAACGUUGGAGGAAAUUUGUUGCGACCAUCUUUUAUAGCAAACAAACUCGGUACAUGCAUUUCCCAGAAGAGCAAGAUCAACUGUUUUAUGCAAGCUGGUCUGGCGACCAAAGCUGCGUCAAGAGGUUGAUAGAUUCAGCGGCCAAGGGCGACAGCCCAGUCUGGAAUCUUGGCCCUGCCCUUCGCUUCGCCGCCGAUUUUGGCCAUUUGGAGACCACUGCCCUUCUUCUUCAGGAAGGUGCUGAUGUCAACGUCGAAGUUGAAGGACAAAUGCUGCUUGCCAGUGCCGUCGAAGCUGGCCAUAUAGAUGUCAUUGCACUUAUGAUCAAGCAAGGCGCCGAUGUCAACGCCCGACGAGGAUCAUGGAGAAAUGCCAUUUCAACUGCCAGUAAAACUGGCCGCCUUGAUAUCAUGGACCUUCUGAUUGAGCAUGGUGCUGAUGUCAACGGUUAUCCCCUUCACCUUGCCUCCCGCCAUGGCCACUUGAGAAUUGCUAUGUAUCUAGUGGAGCAUGGUGCUAAUGUCAACGUGGAGGCAGAUGAUUAUUCAACCCUUCAGGUUGCUUGUGAACAUGGCCACAUGGACGUUGUUAGGUAUCUGAUAGAACAAGGUGCUAAUGUUAAUGCCAAAGGAGGGCUGUUUGGCACGGCCCUCUGCGCUGCCUCCUACCGUGGCCAUUUUGAUAUCGUUAUGCACCUAGUGGAAAGGGGUGCUGAUGUCAAUCUCAACGUAGGCAAUACUGCCCUUUACGCCGCCUGCUUCUCUGGCUAUUUAGAUAUUGUUAUGUAUCUAGUAGAGAACGGUGCGGAUGUACACGCUCCAAGGGGAACUUUUGAAAAAGCAUUGCACGCUGCGAUUCACUAUGGAUGGGACGGUAUCGUCAGAUUCCUUCUCGUCAAAUUCCUUCAAGAUCGUAGAGCCGAUCGUAGACACCAGCAAGAUGACGAGGCUUCAUUUUCCCUCACGUCGCCAUCGACCUGCCACGAGGACUUCUUAUCUACUUGA